Schizophyllum commune H4-8 is the source of this 1810-nucleotide messenger RNA. RefSeq lists its product as uncharacterized. Gene Ontology annotation, cellular component: cytosol; cytoplasm; nucleus. The coding region runs from base 409 to 1617 and encodes 402 amino acids. Gene Ontology annotation, biological process: protein refolding; response to heat. Lineage: Eukaryota; Fungi; Basidiomycota; Agaricomycetes; Agaricales; Schizophyllaceae. The record is from RefSeq and is a predicted model, not a curated record. The transcript is spliced from 7 exons. Gene Ontology annotation, molecular function: Hsp70 protein binding; ATP binding.
GCUGAUUUGUGCCAGCGAUGAUGUGAAGGACCCGCCGCUCGGCGCCUAUCCUAAGAGGCCCCUUUUUCUCGGGCUUCUGGGAAGUGGGUCGCCCUGGGCUUUGCCUGGCAUGUUCACUGCAGUUUCUCGAACCUACGUCUGUCUUUGUUACUCGGAAGAAGCAGACAAGCGGGCGUCAGUGGCUGGAGACGCGCGCCAAGGGCCGAAAACUUCAACUGUGCGGUUACCAUAAAGGGCGGGGGGCAUUCUGGGGUCGUCCCAAAAAGGAAGCGGAUGGAAUGUCGUGGAUGGUCGUAGAAGGAUCGGUGUAGGAGCCUCAAAAACGCGCCGGCAACAUGGCGGACAAGCGCUCACACCUUUUGUUCCUCUCGAUUCCUCAUUGUUCACGACCCCAAGCCCUUCAGAACGAUGGUGAAGGAAACCAAAUACUACGAUCUUCUCGAGGUAUCGCCCGACGCAUCUGAGGCCGACUUGAAGAAGGCGUACCGCAAGAAAGCAUUGCGAUUGCACCCAGACAAGGGCGGAGACCCCGAGCUCUUCAAGGAGGUUACCCAUGCAUACCAAGUACUAUCCGACCCCGACAAGCGGUCGAUGUACGAUGCGCGCGGUGAGGCGGGCCUGAACGACGCUGGCGGCAUGGGAGGUAUGGACGCACAGGAUCUGUUCAGCCAACUCUUCGGUGGCGGCGGUGGCUUUGGCGGUGGCUUCUUCGGUGGCGGCGGCUCGCGCUCACAAGGCCCGCGCCGGACAAAGGACCUCGUACACCGCGUGCACGUCAGCCUCGAGGAACUCUACCGCGGCAAGACCACGAAGCUCGCGCUCACCCGCAGCGUCAUCUGCAGCAAGUGCAAGGGCAAAGGCGGCAAGGAGGGCGCCGUACAACAAUGCACGACCUGCCGCGGCCGCGGUAUCAAGGUCACCAUGCGCCAGAUGGGCCCGAUGAUCCAGCAAAUCCAGUCCCCGUGCGACGACUGUGGCGGCGCAGGCGAAAACAUCAACCCGAAGGACCGUUGCUCGCAAUGCAAGGGCAAGAAGGUCGUACCGGACAAGAAGAUGCUCGAGGUGCACAUCGACAAGGGCAUGAAGGGCGGCGACACGAUCACCUUCCGUGGCGAGAGCGAUCAAUCGCCGACAGCAGAACCCGGAGACGUCAUCAUCGUUGUCGAGGAGAAGCCGCACGAGCGCUUCAAGCGCCAGGACGACGAUCUCAUCUACGAGCACGAGCUCGACCUCUUGUCAGCACUUGCCGGCGGUCAGUUCAUCAUCCGGCACCUCGAUGAUCGGGCAUUGGUGGUCAAGCUGGAACCUGGCGAGGUGAUCAAGAACGACGACUUGAAGGUUAUCCCGGGCCAGGGCAUGCCCCAACGGCGCGUGCACGAGCCUGGAGACCUCUUCGUCAAGUUCACCGUCCGCUUCCCCGACCACAUCGACGUCGACAAGAUCCACUUCCUCGAGCAGGCCUUGCCGCCGCGCGACCCGAUACCCAAGCUGGACAAGAACAUCCACCUGGAGGAGGUCGAGCUCAGCACGCCUGACGCACGGCGAUCGCACAUGCGCGAUCCGGAUGCGAUGGACGAGGACGAGGGCGAGCCCCGCGUGCAGUGCGCCAACCAGUAGUCUGUGCCACUUUUGCUAUCGAUCCAUUGCUUUGGACUUGCUCGGUCUUGUGUAGUGUAUAGAGGAGUUGUUAGUACAUUGUCGUGCAUGCAAACGUCCUAAUAUUAUUUGUACAAUCAGUCCCACUUUGUCUGCGGAUGCUUCUUGUAUUCUUCGUACAACUCGCGGUUAAAGAAGCUGACCUCCGUCUCGU